AUGCUUGCAUCAAGACCACUCAGAACGUGUGUCCAAAAGGAAAACUCGUCUGAACGAAAGUUCGUGCAAUUUCCAAGCACUCUCUCAUGUCAAUUAGAAAAACUAUUUUGUGCAGACGUAUUGAUGCUUCAAGGAAAAGAAAAAACUUCAGUCUCUAUCAGCCCAGCAGCAUGUGCUUUAAAACUGGAGAAAGUCAUCAUGAUUUAUGUAUUUUUUCUCAAGACGUUUUUUGUUUUCUUUCAUUUAGGUCAUAACAUUUAUAUUAUUUUCACUCAAAUCGUUCCUACUCGAUGCUUCAAAAAAUAUGAAGUGAAAUCAAUUAUUAUUUUUAAAAUAAAGCCAAUCCUACUUUUAUUAGUCAUGACAGUUUCACUAGCCGUCGCCAACGAGGACUACUCAAUUGAAGCUCUCAAAAACGAAACCAGUACAGAAAAAGUCAUCAUCCUCUACAACGGAACUUUCACCUGUGCCAAUACACCAUUUUGCGCAAUGGCAACUUAUCACCGAGCGACGAGAGACAACUUGAAAAUUCCUCUUGAAUUCCUGCCGCUUCGAAAAGUUUUUUGUCAAAACAACAGAUUUUUCAAACUACCUAUAGCUUCACGUUCCCAGAAGAAGCUCCUCAAGAUUGAGCAGCUUCUUCUUUGA
This is a messenger RNA of Caenorhabditis briggsae, 648 nucleotides long. Lineage: Eukaryota; Metazoa; Nematoda; Chromadorea; Rhabditida; Rhabditidae. Bases 1 to 648 code for a protein of 215 amino acids. The transcript is spliced from 6 exons. The record is from RefSeq and is a predicted model, not a curated record.